AUGGCAUUGAAAAGAAAGCGUUGUUCUCAAGACACUAAAGUGUAUGAUUCCUAUCUUCGUACACCUCCGACAUCCAGCACCAAUGUGGCUGAGAACCAUUCUCCUGUUGGUGUUGGAGAGGAGAUUGAGAUACAAGUGAGAAAGAAGAGGAGGUGGGAGAGUUUUCAGAAGCCGCUCUCCCUUUACACUGAGGAUGACAACCAGUGGAUGUCUUCUGGCCAAAAGAGAAAACGAAGUUGUCACAGCUCUCAUGUGAACGAUUUCCAUCCUCAAACACCUCCGACAUCCAUCAGCAGCCUUCAGUCCACUGAUGUUGCUGAGGAAAAUGAGAGAAAGAGGAGGAGGACUGACAGUGCUGAGAAGCUGCUCUCUUGUAAAGUCCAGACGUCCAGCAGCAGCUCUAGUCAGGAGGACCAGACUUCUGUUCAGAUCCACAAGAAGAGUUCUGAAGGUGACAUUCUGGACCGGUACGAACUCGGCGAGGAGAUUGGAGAGGGAGGAUUUGGCAGCGUCUAUGAAGGGAAGCGCUUGGAGGAUGGCCUUGAGGUGGCUGUAAAAAUUGCCAGAAAGCCAUCGAACAUGAAAUACAUCUACAUCGCUGGUCAUCCUGAGCCCCUUCCUUUAGAGAUCGGCCUGUUGAUACUGGCUCAUAGAGGCGGCAAGGUUCCAGAGAUCAUUGAGCUGCUGGACUGGCAGGACCAGCAGGAUUGUUACAUCAUGAUCCUGGAACGACCUUCACCAUGUGUAGAUCUGUUCGACUUCACAAUGUCUCUGGGCUCCAUCAGUGAGCGCCAGGCUCAAGGGAUCAUGGCGCAGGCAACGAUGGCCGGUCUCAUGUGCUGCAGACGUGGGGUUUUUCACCGCGACAUAAAGCUGGAGAACCUGCUAGUCAACACGGACACGCUUGAGGUCAAGCUAAUUGACUUUGGCUGUGGGGUUCUUCUCCAAGAAUUUGGCUAUGACAGUUUCUGUGGCACAAAGGAGUACUUCCCACCGGAGUACUUCCUGAGCAACGAAUACCACGCAGAACCAUCCACUGUAUGGUCUUUGGGAGUUCUGUUGUUCCUGCUGCUGUGUCAACGAUUUCCUGAAGCCACGGACAUGCAAAAGAUCAAUGAUGGAAACUGGACUGAGCCUGGAUUGUCAGAAGAAUGCUGUCAUUUGAUUCAAGCUCUCCUGGAGGAAAACCCAAGCCAGCGGAUUCCUCUGGAAGAAAUCCUCCUCCAUCAAUGGUUUGAGGUACUGAACUGUCAAGGAAUAAGAAAUAAGCAGCGUGGUGCAAAUGAUUGGGAAAGAUUAUUUGCACUACUGAGCACCACAGUUCCUGACGCAAAAAAGGACACAGCAGCAACAAAGAAUCCAGAAAACAAGGUCAUAGCCGCAACAGAAGAACUUAAAAAAAGGACACAGCAACAACAGAGGAUCCUGAAAAAGGUCCAGGCUCAAGAAAAGAUCCUGGAAAAAGGCACAGCUGAAAGAGAGGAUCCUACAAAAGGCACAGAUGAUCCUGAGAAAAGGCCAACAAACUUCUACAACUGCAACCUGAGCCCUGCUCUCCCCGAGACUUCAGCCACUGCAAUGAAGCCAAACUCUCACCGCUCUCUUAGCGGUCCACCUGUGAAAUUCUGGUCAUUGGCUCCAGAAGUGGAUCCCAACCCAACGCCUGUCCCUCCCUUUCCAGAACACACUAUAGCAGAUCUAAUCUUGCUUGAUGAGGAAAGAAAGGGUUUCCUCAUCCUGCAAAAACACCUCAAAGUCCUCCGCCUCUCAGGAUUCCUUCCUGAACCAUUUUCCAGCCAUUCAUUCAGAACUGGCAUGCCACCACAGCAGCCAUUAACAGGCUUUCCCAGCAUCAGAGCCAGACCCUCGGUCCCAUCUCGGCCACAAUUUUAUACUCUAGCCAAAGCCAUCUAUCUGUCCACUCCUAGCAACCCCCUCUAUGGCUCAGACUCCCGCAGGAGUAAAUAUGAGCUUCAGCUCUUGCAGAGCCUCACCUAUCAACCUCACCUUUCUGUUCCCCCUGCCAGCAUUGAGUGCUUCCACUGUUCCCUCCUAGCUCUUUACCCUUUGCCUUUGACUCUCAUGUAA
Messenger RNA from Danio aesculapii, 2088 nucleotides. RefSeq lists its product as uncharacterized. Gene Ontology annotation, cellular component: cytoplasm. Lineage: Eukaryota; Metazoa; Chordata; Actinopteri; Cypriniformes; Danionidae. The record is from RefSeq and is a predicted model, not a curated record. The transcript has 13 exons. Gene Ontology annotation, molecular function: ATP binding; protein serine/threonine kinase activity. Bases 1 to 2088 code for a protein of 695 amino acids. Gene Ontology annotation, biological process: negative regulation of apoptotic process; regulation of mitotic cell cycle; protein autophosphorylation.